Carassius gibelio (silver crucian carp) is the source of this 3537-nucleotide messenger RNA. RefSeq names its product sterile alpha and TIR motif containing 1 (gene sarm1). The transcript is spliced from 8 exons. The record is from RefSeq and is a predicted model, not a curated record. The coding region runs from base 1369 to 3510 and encodes 713 amino acids. Gene Ontology annotation, biological process: signal transduction; response to axon injury; negative regulation of MyD88-independent toll-like receptor signaling pathway. Gene Ontology annotation, cellular component: dendrite. Lineage: Eukaryota; Metazoa; Chordata; Actinopteri; Cypriniformes; Cyprinidae. Gene Ontology annotation, molecular function: NAD+ nucleosidase activity; protein binding; signaling adaptor activity.
UGGCCACAGAGUGACAUGACUUGUCUUAAAGGGGUCAAAUGAUGUGAUUUCAAGUUUUCCUUUCUCUUUGGAAUGUUACAAGCUGAUUGUGCAUAGAUAAGACCCCUGAAGUUGCCAAGACUGAAGUAUCAAAACCAAAGAGAUAUUCUUUAUCAGAGUUAAGACUCUGCCACGCCCCCCUAAAAACGGCUCAUUCAAACACGCCCCAUAUAUCUACGUCACUAUGUGGAAAUAUCUGCGUAAUGCCGUCCAAAUGUUUACGCAAAGAUGAAGGUGUGGUUUCAGUAACUGCAGUUAGUGCUGAAGUGGCCAUGUCAGGGAGAUGCUGUGUGUAUCUAGGUGAAAGCAAAAUCACUUCAUUUGGCUUUCUGAAAAUAGAUGCAUUUAGGAAUCUUUAAGAUUACUUACAACAGAGCAGCAAUGCAUUUUAUGGAUGACCUUUACAUGAACCUUGGAGAGGAGGUAAUUCUGGCUUUGCUACAACAAUCUGGUGCUUCUGAAUCACCUAUUGUAAGUAGUCUAUGUUUUGUUAUUAGUUAAAGUAUUUGCUAUUGACUGUUCAAAUGCAGACUUUUGCACGUCCUGUGUGUAUGUGUGCACACUAGUCUGUCAGCGAGAGACAGACAGGGUCACACAGUGGAGUGAGCUGUCUUAGCUGGCUUGUAUACUGCAAACACAUAAAAUUUAAAAAUUAUUAUUAAAAAUAUAUUGCGGAUGUGGUAUUUAGGCAGAAAUAUACAAUAAAAAUAAAAGCUUACGUUGCAUACAGUCUUUGUCCACCAGGGGGCAUUGAACUAAAGUGGGACUGUGGUGCUGAGGUUGAUUUCCGCUUCUGGCUUGAUACACUGGGCGGGUCUAUAAACAGACGCUGAGGAUGCUUGAGGAUUCAUUAUCAACGAUCUUGACUUUUUACAGAUAUAACGACAUCACGGUGUUUUAUUUUAAUGUAUAAGCAACGCUACAACUGGGUUUCAGAGGAAUCUGUCCGAGGGUGGAAAAAAGGACAUUGGAAAUAGUCGUCUUUUUCUGACAAAACUCAAACAAUUGCCAGUAUACAGCGAUACCAACCAGCUAACGUACUGUCGUUUUAACAUCAAGCCAUUCUGACAGCGUUAUCUUGUUAUUUGAUGUUUUUUUUUUUGGGUCAUUUCUAACAGUGGAUUCUUAAAACGUAACAAUUGCUCUGACUUCAUUUGUGUUUAUUAUUUUUCUCUGACAUCCGCAGGAUAAUGAACUAAACUGUUUCCCACGCAUUACACAUUAAUGAUUUCCUUUGGAAUGACAGCGACGCGAUAAUUUCUUUGUCACGCCUGAAAGACAAAGAAGCAUCAGAACUGUUGUUAUAACAGAGAAACAGCUGGCAACUAGAUGUUUUUGUCUCUUGUCGUUUAUCUCAGCAAGUUUUGCCGUUAUUUCUCCAUGUUUAGCACUGACAGACUCACGGUUCCUGAAUAUGUCAGUAAUCGGCUACACAAGCGGAGGACGAGCUCCGGCCCUAGAGCUGUGUCUCCGGGGAUCAGCACCGACGUCCAGGCCGUGUUGGACAGCUCUCUUCCCGCGCUGCGCUCCGCCAUCCAAACACUCAAGUCUUCAAAAGACACUGGAGAUUUGGAGGAGACCCGUCUGGCCAUUGCUGAGACUUUCCAGCUCGUCAAGGAGGCCUGGGUCCUGCCCACAGUGGGCCGACAGGUAGCGGAGGAGAUCUGCAACAGGAUCCGGCUGGAUGGGGGUCUGGAGCUGCUGUUGCUGCUGCUGCAGACACCGCCUGAAGAAAUCACAUACGAGUCUGCCAAGCUCCUAGAGCAGAUUUUGGUCUCAGAAAACAGGGACUAUGUGGCACGUAUGGGGCUUGGGGUCAUCCUGAACCUGACCCGUGAGCAGGAGGAUGCCCAGCUGGCAAGGAGCGUGUCGGGCAUCCUUGAGCACAUGUUUAAACACACAGAGGAGACAUCUGCGCAGCUCAUCACUAACGGAGCACUGGACAGCCUCCUGUACUGGUGCCGUGGAACAGACCCAACUGUACUUCGGCACUGCGCCGUUGCCCUGGCAAAUUGCGCCAUGUACGGUGGGCACCGCUGCCAGAAGCUGAUGAUCGAAAAACAGGCAGCCGAAUGGCUGUUCCCACUGGCGUUCUCCAAAGAAGAUGAGCUGAUCCGGUUUCAUGCAUGCCUGGCCGUGGCUGUGCUGGCGGCUAAUAGGGAGAUAGAGAAAGAAGUGGUCAAGUCUGGUACACUGGAGCUGGUGGAGCCCUUCAUUGCCUCGUUGGACCCUGAAGAGUUUGCACGCAACUUGUCGGACAGCGCAGACAGCAUGCAGGGCCGUACGGCUGCAGACCUGCAGCACUUACUGCCCCUGCUGGAUGGCACACGUCUGGAGGGGAAAUGCAUCGCUGCGUUCUAUCUGUGUGUGGAGACUAGUAUCAAGUCCCGUCAACGUAAUACCAAGAUAUUUCAGGAGAUUGGAGCUGUUCAGAGCCUGAAGAGAAUUGUCAUGUACUCCAGUAAUGGAACCGUCUGCUCUCUGGCUAAGAGGGCCUUAACAAUGAUGAGCGAGGACGUCCCGAGGCGUAUCCUUUCAUCUGUACCCAACUGGAAGAGCGGAGAGGUACAGACCUGGCUGCAGCAGAUUGGCUUCAGUACAUUCAUUGAACGGUUUCAGGAACUGCAGGUGGAUGGAGAUCUACUGCUCAAUAUCACAGAACAGGAUCUGAUCCAGGAUCUGGGCAUGACUUCUGGGCUCACUCGCAAGAGGUUUCUUCGAGAUCUGCGUGUUCUGAAAACCUAUGCAAACUACUCCACAUGUGACCCCAAUAACCUGGCAGACUGGCUAGCUGAUAUAGACCCACGAUUCCGUCAGUACACCUAUGGCUUGGUUCAGUCAGGAGUUGACCGGAACAAUAUAAUCCACAUUACAGAGCAACAGUUGCUGUCUGACUGCAAUGUAGAGAAUGGAAUCCACCGUGCAAAGAUCCUUUCUUCUGUCCGCCGCCCCGCUAAACCCUGCUUAACCGAUUCCCAACCCGCGGGCCCUGAUGUGUUCAUCAGCUACCGUCGCACUACAGGUUCACAGCUUGCCAGCCUACUGAAGGUGCAUCUACAAUUGCGUGGUUUCAGCGUCUUCAUCGACGUGGAGAAACUGGAAGCUGGCAGGUUUGAGGAGAAACUGAUCACGAGUGUACAGCGAGCACGCAACUUCAUUUUGGUGCUGUCAGCCAACGCGCUGGACAAAUGCAUGGGCGACGUGGCUAUGAAAGACUGGGUUCAUAAGGAGAUUGUCACCGCCCUGAGUGGGAAGAAGAACAUUGUUCCUGUCACUGAUAACUUUGUGUGGCCUGAUCCGGCCUCUCUGCCAGAGGACAUGAGUAGCAUUCUCAAAUUUAAUGGCAUUAAGUGGUCCCAUGAGUAUCAAGAUGCCACUAUUGAAAAGAUUCUACGAUUCCUCAAGGGAUGCCCAAGCCAAGAGCAACCAGACGGAGCCAAAACAGACAAAAAAGAGCCACAAAAGAAAUAAUACAUACAUCUGACCAAUAAAACCCCC